This is a messenger RNA of Frieseomelitta varia, 2955 nucleotides long. It is a transcript of the gene Ctns, whose product is annotated as cystinosin homolog. Gene Ontology annotation, biological process: L-cystine transport. The transcript is spliced from 11 exons. Gene Ontology annotation, molecular function: L-cystine transmembrane transporter activity. The record is from RefSeq and is a predicted model, not a curated record. The coding region runs from base 707 to 1849 and encodes 380 amino acids. Lineage: Eukaryota; Metazoa; Arthropoda; Insecta; Hymenoptera; Apidae. Gene Ontology annotation, cellular component: lysosomal membrane.
AGCUCGCACUGGCCAUUGCGAACUGUGUUCGCCAAUGCGACAGUGUUCCCGUCGAUAUCGUUCGAUACCGGUAUAUAUCUCGGUUGGUCGAGGGGAAGGAAAGAGAACCGGGCGAAAAUUCUAUUUUUACAUUCGAUAGAAAUUGUCCGAAAUCUUGAACGAAGCCGGGUUGCCUCGUCAAAGUUUACUUCUCUGCGCUGCGUUGCUCUUUUAUCAUCGCGCCGGCCGACGUAUCGUCGCGAUCGUGAAUACAAGACGUCGUAAUCCGAGUUGAUUUCGUACCGAUAAAGCGAUAAGAGAAGGCGGAUAGGAGAGGACGAUCGACGAUUCGACGACGCUAGAUGUUCGACCCAAGUUGGAAAAAAUACCGGGUGCGAACGAGAGACAGUUUCGCAGCGGGUUCAAGGCUAAAGGGUUUGCAGUCGGCAAGCUGGAGUCACUGAACGUGGACAAGCUGGAUGUCGGGAGCGCGUACUCGCCUGGAUGAAGUUGCGCCAGAUGACUGGAUGAUUAGAAGAAACGUGGACGAGCGAGCGUCACGAUAGAUAGAUAGGUAGCUCGAAAGAGAGGAAAAGAGGUUUUCAAAGCGCAGAGAGAUUGGACGUCUCUGUAUCGGAUUCGCUUACUCCAGGCUUUAACUGUCACCUGAUCUAUCGCGGCCGAACGAAAAUUCGACAGAUUUCACAAAACGAAGCUGAUUUCACGGAUGUUUCUUCGCGUCCCAAUUAGCCAGAAAUCAUACAAAAUGGCCUUGAUAUGGUAUAUUGGGAUUGUCACCAUCAUAGUUGCAGAUAAAGCAUGGGCAGAUUUGAAAGUCUCGACUCAAGAUUUAAAAGUUCAUGUAAAUAACAAUGAAUUCUUUGAGGUAUACUUGACGGAAAACUCAAGUGUAUCUGCGUUAGUAACAAUAGAAGUGCAACAUCCAGAUUUAGUUUCUAUCCUUCCACCCAGUUUUACAAUUACUGGAGGUAAUAUAGAGAAUAUAUCUGUAAAAGGUCUCAGUGCAGGACAUUCGAUUGUCAGUCUUAAUGUCACACCCAGCUAUAUUACGGAUUUUUCACAAGCAUUUGUCAGAGUGACAGUUGAAAAAUCAGAUGUACUUUACCACAUAAGUACUGUAGUAGGUUGGAUAUACUUUCUAGCAUGGAGUGUAAGCUUCUAUCCACAGAUAUACAGUAAUUACAAACGCAAAAGUGUUGUAGGAUUAAAUUUCGAUUAUUUAUCAUUAAACUUGGUUGGUUUUAUUUUGUAUGCACUAUUCAACUGUGGCCUAUUUUGGAUACCAGAAGUUGAGCUCGAGUAUUUCAGGAGAUAUCCAAAAGGUUUAAACCCUGUACAAGUGAAUGAUAUUUUUUUUGCUUUGCACGCAACAUUUGCAACUGUGAUAACUAUUAUUCAAUGUUUCAUUUAUGAGAUAGGAAAUCAAAGGGUAUCUAUCAUAGCACGUAUUAUUCACGGGAUAUUUACAUUAUUUAUUUUAAUUUCUAUGAUAUUAGCUAUAGUAGCAGUAAUAACGUGGCUUGAUUUUCUAUAUUAUUGUAGUUAUGUUAAAUUGAGCAUAACGUUAAUUAAAUAUGUUCCACAAGCAUUUUAUAACUAUAAAAGAAAAUCUACUGUUGGUUGGAGCAUUGGCAAUAUAUUUUUAGACUUUACAGGUGGUAUGUUGUCAAUGCUACAGAUGAUACUUAAUGCAUAUAAUUAUGAUGAUUGGGAAAGUAUUUUUGGAGAUCCCACAAAAUUUGGUUUGGGAUUUUUUUCAGUUGCAUUUGAUAUAUUUUUCAUUAUACAACAUUAUGUUUUAUACAGAUUUAACCAUGAAAAGAUGAUUGACCUCAAAAACAGAAUAUAAGCACCUAUCAUCAUCAAUUUUGUUUUAAAAUCAUCUCAAAACCGUAUACUUAGUUUUGCCUCUAAAUUUGUACUAAAUAGAAAAAGAAUCAUUAAUUUUACAAAAUAAAUAACCAGGAUAUAAAAAAUAACCAAAUACAGUGUGAAUAAAGAUUUCAUGUGAAGAUUCAGUGGAUAAUAUAACUUGUUAUCGAGAUUUUAUUAUUGUUAAUAGGCUAUACAAAAUUUCCAUUCCAUUGAAAAACAUGGAGUAUAUUUGUUGUAAAUGAGAUCAUUUUUACUACUUUUAUGAAUCUCAAUUGGUUUUUAAUGUAUAAAUAAAAGAGAAGAAACCUUGGUUAUAAUAAUUGUAACCAUGUACUAAUAUGUUAAACGAUAUAACAAAUAUAUCAAAUGAAAUCGAUUAUAAAAAUAAAAAUUAUUUCAUUAAUUUUCUAUCUUUUGUUAUGAAUAAUUAUAAGUAAUUGUUUUAAUUUUUUUAAGUUAUUGAUAUUGUAAUUGUUCGUGAUUUUACAUUUGUGUUUAUCUUGAAAAUAUAACAAAAAUUGUCGUGUGCAUGCUAUUGUGCACUUCAGUCUAAUUAUAAAUAUCAAUAUUUUUAAAUCUCAAUAGAUUUCAAAAUUAAGCAUUUUAUAUUUAGUUUGUAUUAUGAUGUUGUGACUUUUAAGCAUGGUAUUGAAGCUACUUUUAUAAAAUAAAUUAUAAUAAAGUAAUUGUAUUAUCUAAUUAUUAAAACUUAGAAAAGUUUUAAUAAUUUUUAGUGUCAUUCCACUGCAUUACAUGUCGAACACAAAUGGUUAGUGUCUUUGUAAUUAAUUGUUGUAAAAAUCCUAUAUUGAUUUUUACUUCCUACAAAAUGGAAUAAUAAAAUCCCUCUCAAAUAUUAAAACCACAGGAAGAUUAAUAUUUGAAUAAAGAAAUGUGUAUUCAUUUUGAAUAAAUGUGGUUAUUGCAUGGGUGUGUAUGUUGCGCGCGCGCGCGUCCAGGCGUAUAUGUGUGUGUGUUGUGUUGUACCUCUACUAACAGCACUAAUUGAACUAACAUUUUGCAAUGAGUUAUAUAUUAUUGAAGAAAACGUGUACCAUAUAAAAGUAGAAUCACUCACUA